AUGAGUCAACGCUCAAUUUUCGGUUUGAUGCCUAGUGGCAACCCAGCCUUUGAAAAAACAUAUUGGCCGAAUGAGGAUACGUCGGGAUCGUCUUCUGAGAAUUCGCCUGUCUCGACUUUGACAGUUGACGUUGGAUCUCUCACACUUGCUGAAUUUGUGGAACGUUUGGAGGCCUCGGGUCAAAGGGUUAUGUUGAUGGUAGUGCAUUUCGAUGGUGUUGGUCAUGUCAUGCCGGUCACUGCUUUUGCCCUUCAACCAAAUGUGGACCAUUUCGGCGGACAAGGAGACUGGUUCGUAGAGGAUGUGGUGUAUGCUCUUGGACAUCGACAGCGUGACGUCAACCACGGAGCUUUCGAUUUUCAGGUCCAGUAUGUUGGUAGAGGUUCUCUUGUGCCAGUGCAGCUGAUGUUAUUCACCGAGUUGAUGUUCGACUCUCCUGCUUAUGUUGAUGGUCAAUUGUGGUCGGCUGAGGAUGUGGCCAAGCUGUUCAGAAAAGAUCUUAAAGGGAAUCCAUUACGACGCAAAGAGAAUCAAGAUGAUUGCUCAAAGAUUGGCUUCACCUGCACGAGAGAGCAAACGGGAUGGAAU
Mesorhabditis belari is the source of this 588-nucleotide messenger RNA. Lineage: Eukaryota; Metazoa; Nematoda; Chromadorea; Rhabditida; Rhabditidae. The record is from the annotation of a GenBank genome assembly.